Messenger RNA from Schizosaccharomyces octosporus yFS286, 1633 nucleotides. Its product is annotated as Smc5-6 complex non-SMC subunit Nse5. The record is from RefSeq and is a predicted model, not a curated record. The transcript has a single exon. Bases 393 to 1562 code for a protein of 389 amino acids. NCBI's taxonomy places the organism in Eukaryota, Fungi, Ascomycota, Schizosaccharomycetes, Schizosaccharomycetales, Schizosaccharomycetaceae.
UCAUCUACACCGGCUAAUGCUAACAAUUCAUCUUGAAAGUCAGCCAUGUUGGUGAAGGAUAGGUCACCCUACCAUACCAAUCUACUACAACAUAGCAAAUACCAUUCAGGUGCACAUGCAUACGCCUGUUAGAGCAUGUUACAGUAAAGGAUUGGAAUUUGGUUUGUGUUUAGAGCUAUGCCUAUAAAUUACUAUUGCAUGUUUCAGUAGAAAAUUGACUGUGGCCUAGGAAAGUAAAUAUAUCAAAGUUUCAGUUCCUUAACAUUAGAUUUCGUUGAUUUUUGUAUUAAUACUCGUGUAAGAACUAUAUUAGUUCUUAAAUCUGAAAAAGGACUCCUAAUCAGUUCGAUUGAUUCAAAGCGGUGCUGUGCUGUGUAUAGUAGCAUAACGAAAUGAAUUAUGCUUUGAAAGCGAUAUUGGAGCUUUGUAUAGAGGAAGAUCUUUUGAUGAAAGCUCUUGGAGUCUUACAAUAUUUAGUUCAAGUAUCUUCCACAAGAGUUCCAGCUUGUUAUGUACAGUUAUGCAUAAGUCUUCUUGUUAAUCCUGAAUAUCCACAAGUGAAUCUUCAAGAGACUAGUCAUCAUGUGCUUUUACAAAUUUUAAAAAAAGGACGUAAAGAGGAUUUAAUUGCUUGGUCAUUUGAAACCGAAUUGUCUGACUUUGACAUUCCUCGUGAUGAGAGCUUGUCACUUUUUUCAAAGCACAAUAUUUUCCUGAAAGACAUUGACUUUUGGGAUCUGGUAGCAUAUGCCUUUGCAAUACCGGAUGAUGUGAAUCGUUGGCUUCUGCUGCUAGAUAUCUGGAUAUUUGCUUUAGACUGUGAUGCAAAAUCAAAUAAUUCCUUAUUGAUGAAAGAAUACUUGGGCGAUGACUAUUGCGAAUUGAGUGAUGCGGUAGAAAUUAUUUUGACUGGUUUCCUCCCGAAGCAGCGACCAUAUGCAUCUCCAUUCUCAGGCGAUGAUGAGGAUGUUCAAAGAACGGCAUUUGGUAAAGCAUAUUUAUCAAAUGAGACUGUUCAAAAACUGGAGACCUUCGCAGCUCGUCUCCUUCAAUUGGUCUGGCUUUCACUUCCUAAAGGCCUCUCUGUCGUUGUACAACUAACAAAGUCUCAUCAUUUUCUGAGCCUAGUCGAUUCUUAUAUUGAAUCUUUUCCUCCGCAAAAACAACAAAGGGUUUUUCAAUCACUCGGUAAUUCGUCCCUCUGCUAUUCUUUGAGUCAGUAUUGUAUAAUGAAAGGAGCAGGUAUAUCUCUGAAUAUUCGUCAUGUGCUGGAUAGUUCGGUUCAGCAUCUUAACUCAUUUGUAAGAGGAUUUGUCCCAAAAAAAAAGAAUCGCCAGAUUUUUCACCUAAUAAGCUGGACGUUUUUCUUUUCUUCGUUGUUAUCCGGAAAGUCUAUCACUUUACAUAAGGACAGAACCAGUCUUUUAUUAGAACAUAUGAAAACGUUCUACUUGACAUAUGAGAAACUCAAUAUGGAAAAAUUCAGUACUUUCAUGAAACCUUUGUCGUCUUUAAUUUAUAUAUUGGAGCAGUUUGAUGGUGCAGCGAUACAGCAAAGAUAAAAUUAAUCUGAGAAUUAGAUUCUUAAAAAAAUAGAGCAAAUGUACUAAAGUAGUCAAUAUAUUAUAUGAGG